Molecule: messenger RNA, 516 nt
Organism: Cylicocyclus nassatus
Lineage: Eukaryota; Metazoa; Nematoda; Chromadorea; Rhabditida; Strongylidae
Source: the annotation of a GenBank genome assembly
AUGCAUCAGUUCUACGUAAUUUUUAUUCUACCUGCUGUGCUAUCGGCUCGAAGACGCGACUGCACUUCGCACAGAAAUUUCACAGAAAUAAUCAAGAAUCCCAAUUGGACCUGCAAGGGAAAACCCAAUGGGAGAAAAUUGCAUGACUUAGUAUUACGUAGGAUCGGAUGGCCUCCGUAUUGGAGACAGCAUGGAUAUUCAGAGAAAAUGGCAAAUGUCGCCUGUGCUGUAGCACAUGGUGAAUGCCCCCCACGAAACUUGAAAAUCUGGAAUAUGACUUUUGGCCGACACGAUCUAUCCAAAUACAAGUGGUCGAACUUCUCUGGAAAUUUCCUUGACGCCUACGACGAUGUGGCAUUCCAACUCAUCAAGAACAUAUACAAUUUGACACAUCAAACAUAUUGGUCUACUGAAGCAUACGGUCCUGGCAUGCAGUGGUGGGAUCCAGACGUAAUUCCAUUCAAGUUCGGUUGCGCAAACAAUUCCGAAAAACUCGCUUGUGCUGCCGAAUGGUGA